ACGGUGGAUGUUUGGCCCCCGGCGGAGCGCGUGUGUGGCCGCAGGGUAUAUAAAGGUGUGCGCUGACGCCGGAGUGGCCUCUGCGAGCUAAACAUCGCGGCUGGUGAGGGGGCUGGUCAGUGUCGGCGCUGUCGGAGGUCCAGCGGCUCUCCUGGGAGGAUUUAACGCGCGCGAGUGGAACGCACGAGUGUGGAGCUCAACAUGGUGCAGCUGUCUCCUUUUCCCACCCUGGACGUCACUCCUCCACCUGAGCACUCAGAGGAAGGGGAGGAAAGACUGGAGGACUCUGUGACAGCUGGUAGCCCGAAGGUGGGUUCACCAGGUGGCCUGCUCAGCCUGGAGGCCUCCACAGCCUACCACGGCUAUGAAAACUACAUAGAGGAUGGUCUAAUCUGCCUCAAACACAAAGUCCGCAACUUGGAGAAAAAAAAGCUGAAACUGGAAGACUACAAGAAGAGGCUGAGCCAGGGUGAGGCACUGAAUAGGGAUCAGAUGGUGGCUGUGGAAAAGUACGAAGAGGUGCUGCAUAACCUGGCAUUUGCACAGGAGAUCCACAAAACCCUGGAAAGCUUGACUCAGAAUUUGCUGAGAGGCCAGAAGAAGGCAGUGAAAAAGGAGCAGGUGGCGAAGUCGGAGGCGGAGAGGAGGCGUCUGAGCACCGUGCUCCAGGUCCAGCACCUCCUCCACAGCCUACAGCAGGAGCAUGUCAGGAGAGACCUGCUGGCUGGACACAACCAGGCACCCCACAUCCCAGCCCAGCAGCUGCAUAGCCUGAGUCAGCUCUCAGCCCUGCUGGGAGUCAAGAGGGAUAACCGACUGAGAUUGGAGGAACAGAUGGAGCAAGCGGCUCUGGCCUAUUUGGACCUGCUGGAGGGGAAAGAAAAACCUGUGGCAGGAUCCACGUUCAAGUUGUUGAAAGAGGAGCUCACCAGGCUGUUGAACUGCAAGUACUUCAGUUGUCUGCCACCUCCACCCAGAAAGUCUCCAGAGGUGUUACUGGGCUUAACCAGCCAUAGCACCACAAAGUCAAAACAAAAGGAAGCAACAAAAGAGUUUUUCAACAGACUGUACCUGACUGACACAGCGACUCCUCUCACUCAGAACUGGAAGGAGGACUUCCAGACUAUGAGGGAGCAGGAGCCUCCUGACUGCUGGGAUAUGGAGUUCUCAGAAAGAGCUGCCUCACCCAAAGCUGCAGUUCACAAACCGUGGAGAGGAGCUGCUGCUUUCAUCCCCAAAGUGUCAGUCAGCACCAAGAAACAACCCUCUGAAAGCAAACAGAAAAAAAACAGAAAAGCUAAAGGAGAGCAACAUGCCAAGUCGGCAGUUAACAUGGAUAUGACUGUUGAGGUUUUCAACUCUCCAUCUGCCUUGCCUAAAGACCCUAUCCUGAGGAAGCAGCACCUGGAGGACCUCAUGACAAAGAUCCAUGGCUCCUUCAGUUUCAUGCAGGACUCUCUUCUUGACAGUGAGAUCUCUGCCAUGAACAGCCACACCAAACUGAAAAGACAGCCAUCCAGAUCUCCCUCUCCUCUUGGUGACUUGGAACAAGUCAACAAGCUUUGUAACUUGACAAGGUCUUCAUCAGCUCAUUCAAACUUGGGAAGCCCAGAUGAAGUCCUGCCCAAAGCAAUGCAUUCUACCCCACUGCCUACCAGGCUUAUGGAGCGCAAAGCCAGUCUAACAAAUGGUGAUGAGUGCCUGGAGACCUGUGACCUGGAGCUUUCCUCAAAUGACCUACCUCAUGAGCCGCUGCAGUUGGCUGAACCAAAGAAGUUUCCUUCACCACCACUGUAUCGCAGGGAGGCUACCAUCUCUGUUGUCCUGGAGAAGAGUCGCCCUCGUACACCAGUCACUGAGUCAGGGGAGCAGUCAACCUGUAAUGGCGUGGCACCUUGCACCUCCACCAUUCCUCAGGUCCAGACUUUCUCUACACCCCCCACUAGGCGAACCCUAACAUCUGCACAAUUUCGGAACAUCCAGUCAGUCUUCAAGGUGAAUGGCUCCUUGCCUCCCAAUGGUGACCUAAAUUACAAACCAGAUUCUGCAGUUUUCCCUAAGCCCAGGUACAGCACUGUCAGUACCCAGACACCACCCGAGUUUGCUCCCUCAGAAGACGAACCACAGCAAGUGUACCAGUCAGAUUAUACAGUGGGUAAUGGUGGACAGAUAUUCCUUUCCCCUGGCCCCUCCGGUGGAAGUGUGUGUCGAUCCGGCCAGACCUACUACACCAGAGGAUCUGUGAGAGGUGGAGCUUACAUCCCGCAGACUCAUUUCAGGGACUCUGGCCCUCUCCUCUAUGCUACUAGAGAUUCUGGAUACCAACACAGCUUUAGACGUGGAGGAGGAAGACAUAACUCUGCAGCAUGGAGUGACUCUUCCCAGGUGAGCAGCCCAGACCGUGAGGGAGCCUUUACUAUUGUGGAGUCAGGACAUGGGGAUUCCCUAUCUGUCUCCACUUUGGAAGUCCCUCUCACUCCCCAUGGACACCAUCACACUGCCCUGCUUCCUAUGCAAAUCUACCCACUCACCCAGCCGCUGCGAGUGGCCUUCACUGCCUCUCGCACUGCCAACUUUGCCCCCGGCAACCUGGACCAGCCCAUUGUGUUUGACCAACUUCACAGUAACCUGGGGGAGACAUACAACACCCACAUCGGCCGCUUUACCUGCCCCGCUAAUGGAACCUACGUCUUCAUCUUCCACAUCCUGAAGCUGGCCAUCAACGUGCCGCUCUACAUUAAUCUCAUGCGCAACGAGGAGGUGAUGGUGUCGGCCUAUGCCAAUGAUGGAGCCCCAGAUCAUGAAACGGCCAGCAACCACGCCAUCCUGCCUCUCUUCCAAGGAGACCAGGUGUGGCUCCGGUUGCAUCGUGGUGCUAUCUAUGGCAGCACGUGGAAGUAUAGCACCUUCUCAGGCUUCCUGCUUUAUCAAGAUUGAACUAAUAUCUAAGGGCCCCCUUCUCUGCGAGGACUGUUUACUUUGUACAGAAUGGUGAUCAAACUGAGGUCUGCAUGCCAGUGCCCACUUUCCACUAAAAGCCCAUUCAAACCGUGAAUGUUGGUGGCCAAAUGGUACAUGUAUGGUCUGUACUCAAAGCCAAUACCUUCACUUAAAAUGGAGACCGUGACUGCUUGACAUAAGCCGAAUGUACUUGAUUUCCUAUGAAUGUAUAGUUCAUGAUGGUGGUUGACUCUGUGGCUGUCAUACUAGUACAACUCAGUCUGGAUACCUUGUCAUCUAGCUGUAAAUCAUCCUGUAGCACUUCACCUGUUCAGCCCAUGGGUCACUGCUUUGAGUGAGAACUCUAAUGCUAUGUUUUGAACGUGUGCCUUUGUUUUCUGAAUGGCUUUGGAUGACUGGGCAGAUGUUAAUCAACUAUGAACUGUAUGACUGACUAAUUUAUCUGAUGAAUUGUAAUGACUGUACUAUCAGUACAUUGCCUGAUGCUGGGUUCCUAUACAGUUUCAGUUUGCUGUGCGCAAAUGUGAUGCAUUGUUCUUGGUGGUGGGUAUGGUGUUGAACACUUGAGGCCAAAUUAUUGCACUAACAGACUACUGUUGAGAAGUGGAGUGGUCCCUUGACGUGCCUAAAUAAAAGAUGAGCAAUGAA
Molecule: messenger RNA, 3609 nt
Organism: Acanthopagrus latus (yellowfin seabream)
Lineage: Eukaryota; Metazoa; Chordata; Actinopteri; Spariformes; Sparidae
Gene: caprin2
Product: caprin family member 2
Exons: 21
Coding region: 202-2937 (911 amino acids)
Biological process (GO): positive regulation of canonical Wnt signaling pathway
Cellular component (GO): cytoplasm
Molecular function (GO): signaling receptor binding
Source: RefSeq, a predicted model, not a curated record